UUUUCGCAAUAUGGGCUGCUAGAUCUAAAAGAGAAUAAGAGAAGGAAGGCGGCAAAGUUUCAUAAUAUUCCAAAAGUGAGAGAAAGAAACACUCUCUAGCGCCCUAAUCAUUGCAGUGCAACAUUUGACACUUCAAAUUUGAGGAUUAUUGUGGUUUAUCACACUAAAUUUCAUGAAUGUGUGGUCUUUUUACCGAAUUUGUUCCUAAAAGGAGGGCCCCUCAUGACUGAGAUUGAGAAUUGUUCUUCUGAACCAACAACAAUCAACCAAUUUCAGAGUCAAAUUUCGAUGAACAAUGGAAUGCAAAGUUCAGACAUGUCUGAAACCUCCUCCAAUUCCUCACGGAAAAGAAAAAGUAAAGGUAAGAAGGUAUCAUUCAAGCGACGGAACCCUAGCGUGGUUGUUCGACGUCAUAGGACUAAUAAUGUGGACACUAUCGGCCUUCCUCUGGGAAUGUCAUUCGCCGCAGUUAUGGCUCAGGUAUUGUAUAGACAAGAUGUAGCAGCUGAGAGUAUAUCUCCAAGUCAUCUUUCCGUGAUGUGUACAUCAGCUAUCAAGGAAUCUCUUGCCAGUGUUUUUGGAGAUAAGCUAGAUGGUUUGACAAGGAACUUUGAGCAAUCUUUUAGUAGCACAUUGAGUACUCUCCAAUCAGUUUACGAAUCAUCCAAGUGCAAUGAAGGAAAUAAAUUGAAUAAUAUGAAGAUGGAAAUUCUGAGUUCUAGAUUGACUGUUGACAAAGGAGAAUGCUCAGGUGAUGCUUUUAGAGAGAGUGGUCCUUCUAGACCAUAUGAUACUGAAAUCCAUCAAUCAAUCAGUCGUGAUCUUGUUGAAGAGGUCAAGGAUAACUUUCAUAGGGACUCUGUCAGUCAUGAUUAUCCUGAAGAGGACAGGGGAGGGGAUAACUUUCAUGUAAAUUCAGUUAGUGACGAUUCUCCUGAAGAGGGCAGAGAUAAAUUUCUUAUGGAUUCAGUUAGUCGUGAUCUCGCAUUGUAUGGGCAAUCAGAUCAAAUGGUUUCUUUUUCUCAAAUAUCAUUUGGAUCAGUCAAUAAUCCUAUGGUUAGUAUUUUUGAGAAGCAUGUCGCAGAGCAGGGUCGUUCUAAUGACCUCAAGGCACUUGCAAUUGGCCUUAAAAUGGAAGAAUUGAACAUGAAAAAGGACGAAUUGGCUCUCAACCGUGAUUUGAAUAGUCUAAGCAGAUCGAAAUUAGCCAUGGGAGAAUCAAAGGCGUCUUUCAAAGCUGAAAAGUUUAAGACUGAGUUAGAAGAUACCAGGCAUGGUGAACUAAAAAAGAAGUGCAUAGACUGUCUUAUCACUGGUUUGCUCAUUAUGUCAUCCUCACUUUUCUAUGGUGCUUAUGUCUAUUCCUAUGAACGGAUUGCUGAAGCUACUGAAUCAUGUACACCAUCAACCCAGGAAUCUUCCUCCUGGUGGACUCCCAAGUCAGUGACCUCAUUCAAUUCAAAGUUGCAUAUUUUGUGGUGCCAGGUUCAAGUAAUGAGCCGAAUGAUGUUUGGUGUCUUGAUGAUUUUUGCUGUUGCAUAUUUGCUCUUGCAGCGAUCAACAACAUCAUCAUCACAGAGUAUGCCUGUUACUUUCAUCCUUUUAAUGUUGGGAGUUGGUUGUGGCUAUUGUGGCAAGCUGUGUGUGGAGACACUAGGUGGUAGUGGUAAUGUGUGGCUCUUAUACUGGGAGAUGCUAUGUUUGCUUCAUUUCUUUUCCCUCUGCUGGACACCUGCUUUGUUCCAAAUCCUUCAUGGACCAGUCACUGCAUGGCAAAUAACGGAAAAAAAAACAAUUUUUCAGUAUUGGAUUCGCAGAGUUCUCUUCUAUACUAUCUUGCUAGUGUUUCUACCACUGUUCUGUGGUCUCAUGCCAUUUGCUAGCCUAGGUCAAUGGAAAGACCAUUUUGCAAUGGAAGGGUCAGAUUUUAACGGAUCGGAAUGGUAAAGCACUGUUUGGUCGUGGUCAGCCAAUUAACCAGUAGCCAAGCCUCAUUGGUUGUAUUUAUUUGCCUAAGUCCAGUUUCAGUUCAUGAUUUGCUAAUUAUUUUCUGCUCUGAUAUUCAAAGUAAUGGAAUGAGUACUGUAUUGUGAGCACCACCUUGCUUUGCAUUUGCUGGUGAAUUCUUUUAUGGUUUAAGACUGUUCACGAGUUCUUACUGAGGGAGAUGUAAUUUUUUGAGGGUAUAAAUUUAUGUAGAAUGGUGUAAAUGUAUUUGACAGUUAAUUAUGAUUUUUUUGUAACAAUGAUCUUAAAGUUGUAAACAGGAUGUUACAUUU
This is a messenger RNA of Vigna umbellata (rice bean), 2279 nucleotides long. It is a transcript of the gene CPR5, whose product is annotated as CPR5 protein. Lineage: Eukaryota; Viridiplantae; Streptophyta; Magnoliopsida; Fabales; Fabaceae. Gene Ontology annotation, biological process: trichome morphogenesis; leaf senescence; defense response. The record is from RefSeq and is a predicted model, not a curated record.